Messenger RNA from Phragmites australis (common reed), 1897 nucleotides. RefSeq lists its product as uncharacterized. The record is from RefSeq and is a predicted model, not a curated record. Lineage: Eukaryota; Viridiplantae; Streptophyta; Magnoliopsida; Poales; Poaceae. The coding region runs from base 258 to 1775 and encodes 505 amino acids. Gene Ontology annotation, molecular function: glycosyltransferase activity. The transcript has a single exon.
UUGCAUGCAUGGCCUCCUUCGUAAGUUACUUCAGCCAUGGAAAGGAACCAUGCAUGAUGCAGCUGGAGUGAAGUCAAAUGCCUGUAAAGCACUCCACCUCCAUUCCCUCCUCUCCAAAACCUGCGCUGAAGUCUGAACUGCCCGUAAAAACCAGCCCAUUUCCCUCCACAUUCCCUCUCCUCUGCCGCCAUUUCGCAUUGCAUUCCGUGCAUGCGGCCAUGCACGCCUAGCUAGCCAGCUCGCGCACGGCGUGAUCGAUGGCCCUGCUCACCUCCCUGCCGAGGCCCAGGAAGCAGAGGUGCCCCUCCCACACAAUGCUCUCCCUGUCUCCGUCCCUGCUCUCCUUCCUCCUGCUCCUCCCCUUCCUCUCCCUCCUCCUCCUCCACCGCUCCUCCUUCCCGGGCUCCUCCUGCUCCCCGGCCCUAGCGCACCUGGCGGGAACCGUCUCCCGCUCGUCGCGCCCGGGCUCGGGAGGAUUCACGGGCGACCUGCGCGACAUCGAGUUCUCGUGGAACCACCUGCCGUUCUCCGCGUCGAGGCCGCCCCUGGCCAAGCUCAAGAUCGCCGUGUUCUCCCGGAAGUGGCCCGUGGCCUCGGCGCCCGGCGGCAUGGAGCGGCACGCGCACACGCUGCACACGGCGCUCGCCGCGCGGGGCCACCGCGUCCACGUGUUCACCUCCCCGCCGCCGCACACCGAGGCCGCGCCCUCGCCCUCCGCCAUCGGGCCGCAGCUCCACUUCCUCGACGGCGAGCCGGGACAGUGGCGCUGCGACGAGGCGUGGAAGCUGUACGAGGCCGAGGGCGAGAACGACCCCUUCGACGUCAUCCACUCCGAGAGCGUCGCCGUGUUCCACCGCUGGGCGCGCGGGAUGGACAACCUGGUCGUGUCCUGGCACGGCAUCUCGCUGGAGGCUCUGCACUCGGGCAUAUACCAGGACCUCGCCCGCGGCGAGGAGGAGCCCAUGUCGCCGGCGUUGAACCAGACCCUGGGCCAGUCGGUGUACCGCGUGCUGUCCGAGGUGCGCUUCUUCCGCAGCUACGCGCACCAGGUGGCCAUCAGUGACUCCACGGGGGAGAUGCUGCGCGACGUGUACCAGAUCCCCUCCCGCCGCGUGCACGUCAUCCUCAACGGCGUGGACGAGGCGCAGUUCGAGCCGGACCCCGCACUCGGCCGCGCGUUCCGGGAGGAAGUCGGUGUCCCGAAAGGCGCCGACCUCGUGCUCGGCGUGUCGGGCCGACUGGUCAAGGACAAGGGCCACCCGCUGCUGUACGAGGCCUUCUCCAAGCUGGUGCUGCGCCACCCGAACGUGUACCUCCUCAUCGCCGGCAAGGGCCCCUGGGAGAACCGGUACCUGGACCUGGGCCGCAACGCCAAGGUGCUGGGCGCCGUGCCUCCCGGGAGGCUCAAGGCGUUCUACAACGCGCUGGACGUGUUCGUGGACCCGACGCUGCGGCCGCAGGGGCUGGACCUGACGCUGAUGGAGGCGAUGCAGUGCGGGAAGCCGGUGGUGGCGACGCGGUUCCCGAGCAUCAAGGGCAGCAUCGUGGUGGACGACGAGUUCGGCUACAUGUUCGCGCCCAACGUGGAGUCGCUGCUGGAGAGGCUGGAGGCCGUGGUGGCGGAGGGCGCGCGCCGCGCAGUGCAGCGGGGGCGCGCGUGCCGGGAGUACGCCAAGUCCAUGUUCGCGGCCACCAAGAUGGCGCUGGCGUACGAGAGGCUCUUCCUGUGCGUCAAGAACGAGACCUUCUGCGGCUACCCCGCCGAGUUAGAUUAGUUUUCCUCAUCACUGUCCAUGCGUUUUCCUAAUAAUCAUGAAAUGCUAUACGGUGCUUUCUCUCGUUUUUGCAUUGAACUCCCAGCUAUAGAUAUUUGGAGAUGAUUUCUUAUGAAUAUAAA